Molecule: messenger RNA, 1504 nt
Organism: Sitodiplosis mosellana (orange wheat blossom midge)
Lineage: Eukaryota; Metazoa; Arthropoda; Insecta; Diptera; Cecidomyiidae
Product: polycomb protein Scm-like
Biological process (GO): regulation of DNA-templated transcription
Cellular component (GO): nucleus
Molecular function (GO): protein binding
Source: RefSeq, a predicted model, not a curated record
AUAAUAAUCUGUAUAUCGAGUGUUGUUUAUUGCGAUGCAUUUUCAUGCGUUUGACAGAUGCAAUACCAUAACGAAAUGAUAUGAAGUAAUACAUAUUUAUUUUGACUUUCUCAGUGAGUUUUGUGUUUAUUUGCACAAAAAAAACCAAAAACAGCUGUGUUUAACAGUUUCAUUUACAUCGCAGAAAUGAAAAUGUAUAUACAUCUGCUGUAAAAGUAAUAAGUAGCUGAUAGAACAUUGAGAGUGAAUAAAGUAACCCGGGAAUUUUUAAAGUUUUAAUUCAGUUUUCAAAGUUGAAAAAUUCAAUUUGAAAAUUACAUUGGAAAAAUAAUAUAAAGCAAAAAACAAAAUUUCGAUAUACAAUGAAAAUAUGUCAUCAGUAACAUUGUCAAAAAGUAAAGUCCGAGUCAAAUCGCCUGUUAAAAAUGGUGACCUAAAGAACGAUUGUGAAGAGAACACCGAAAUCAAAUCCGUACCCGCGUUGACAUUCCAUGAUAAUACCACGUUGGCUUCAAAGUCUUCAAAAAACAAAAUGAGUUCUGAGUCAACAAGUAGGAAUCCUCUGGUUGAGAGUACUUCAAUAGUGUCAAACAAUGAGUCGAACCGGAAAACUAAUAAUGAGAAUGAGAACAAAACUACAAAAACAUCAGCAAAUACACAAAAUGAAGCGAUUAAUAACAACAAUCCAACAAUUAAACUUCGGGCACGUCCCGCAAAAAAAUCAGCAUCACCGACUCAAAUGUUACCUUGCGCUUGGUGUAGUGAUAAUAAACCUAUCCUCAAGUAUGUUUUGCCUACUUUGUCUGGCGAUAAUCUUCAAUUUUGUUCAGAAAUGUGCAUAGCAGAAUUUCGAAAAGCCGUAAAAAAGGGGGCUUGCAAGCAAUGUGGAAGCAUUGUCAGAUUGGCUGUUGCUCCGAACAAGGAAUACUGUUCAUUGUAUUGUAUGAAUAAAAUAAUUUCGAAACAUGGAAACAUUGAUGGUGUCAGUAGCACAACCAAUAUGAAUGGAAAUUCAAAAAAGUCCCCAACCAACAAUCUGUGUACGCUAGCGCGAUCUUUUCAAUACGAAACUUCUCAUGUAUUCAAUUGGGAUGACUAUUUGGCCGAAACAAAUAGUGAAGCUGCACCCACAUAUUGCUUCAAGCAAGCAGUAGAUCCACCCGUUAACAAAUUCGAAAUCGGAAUGAAACUGGAGGCUCUCGACCCAAGAUGUGUUACUUCCACCUGCAUUGGAACCGUAAUUAGCGUUAUGGGUUCUCGCUUGCGUAUUCGUUUAGAUGGUGGCGAUAAUCAGAAUGACUUUUGGCGACUUGUUGAUUCAAAUGAAAUUCAUCCGAUUGGCACAUGCGAGAAAAACGGUGGACAACUCCAGCCUCCACUGGGAUACAACAGAAAUGUGAAUGGAUGGCAAACAUUUUUGAUCAAACAGCUCAAAAAUGCUGUGCUCGCUCCAGAUGAAAUCUUUCAACCAGAACCUAUAACACCAAAGAAAAACAUGUUCAAG